This is a messenger RNA of Pneumocystis murina B123, 738 nucleotides long. RefSeq lists its product as hypothetical. The coding region runs from base 28 to 738 and encodes 236 amino acids. Gene Ontology annotation, biological process: ribosomal large subunit biogenesis; nuclear-transcribed mRNA catabolic process; ribosomal large subunit assembly. Gene Ontology annotation, cellular component: preribosome, large subunit precursor; nucleolus. NCBI's taxonomy places the organism in Eukaryota, Fungi, Ascomycota, Pneumocystomycetes, Pneumocystales, Pneumocystaceae. The record is from RefSeq and is a predicted model, not a curated record. Gene Ontology annotation, molecular function: RNA binding. The transcript is spliced from 5 exons.
UUAAAUAUUGACUAUUUUUAAUAGAAAAUGCCUAAGUCAAAGAGGUUUAAAAUAGUUUCUCUAACAAAAACUAAGAAAAAAGAUUUUGAACAUAAGAAAAAAUUGUUUAAAGAUAUACGGGAUUAUAUUGAUAAAUAUGAAUAUAUAUGGGUUUUUUGUAUAGAAAAUAUGAGAAAUGUACAUUUUAAAGAGGUCCGAAAUAAAUGGAAAGAUAGCAGAAUAUUUAUGGGACGUAUAAAGGUAAUUGCAAAGUCAUUAGGAGUGACAAAAGAUGAAGAAUAUCGAGAAAAUUUGAGCGAACUUUCAAAAAUGCUUACGGGAAAUGCGGGAGUUUUAUUUACGUCUGAGCCGGUAUCAUUUGUUGUAGAUUUUUUUUCAAAGUUUAGUCGAAUGGAUUUUGCUCGUUCUGGAUUUACAUCGCCUUUUACCUUUACAGUACCAGCUGGGACUGUUUAUUCUAGAGGAGGAAAAAUAUCAAUAGAUAAUGACAAUCCUUUACCUCAUACAUUUGAUUCUGUUCUCAGAGGGUUAGGAAUGCCAACUCUUUUAAAAAAUGGGCAUGUUACUUUAUUUAAUGAAUAUACUAUAUGUAAAGAGGGUGAUAUUCUAGACAGUCGACAAACAAGACUUCUUAAAAUAUUUGGAGUUAUAAUGUCGGAAUUCAAAAUUAAGCUUAAAGGCUAUUGGUCAUCUUUAGAUAAUAAAGUGAGAUUUAUGGAGGAUUAUCUUGAGCUUUAG